ACCUAAAAGAAAUGCUAAAAAUAAGUAGAGGAUAUGUACAACCAAUGAGCACAUUAAUUAGUGUGUAAAGACAAGGUUCAAAGAGGUGAGGAGUAAAAUCGUAAUUCCAAAGAACAUUGACAAUUACAGAAAGACAAAGAAUUAACAUCUCAGAGGAUUUCCAAUCAUAUAUAAUAUGUUCGGAAUCAAAACGUCUUUGUUUGAUAAAAAUCCAAUGCAAUUCACGAGAAAGUAGGCAAUGAUGGAGUUGAAUGGAAAGAGGGAAGCGGAUCGGAAGGGCCACGAUGCUUUGCAGCGUCCAAGAUGUGGCAGCAGAUCAUGUGAAUAUCCAGUGGGGCAUCGUCGUUGCUCUUCAGGGAGCUGUAUUGCACUACUUGUGUUAGUCUGCAAAUGGUGCCACUCUCUGGGAUGACUGUUUUUGGGCUCAGCUGCUGGGUUUCCUUCGGGUAUGGGAGAGGAAGAUAUGGACAAGUUUUAUGAUCGAGAUGAACAAUGUACGAGUAUGACACACUUUCCAUGUUGAAACUGGGGGUAACUAUGCCGAUGUGAUUCACUUCUAGGGCAUUCCCUUCUUGGUGGAAGGUUUGAAGUCAUGGCAUUACUUGAAAAGAUUGAAGAGUUUUCUGAGGAGCAGAUGACACAGAUGCUGUUAAGCACGGCUGUGGCAUGUGCAACGGUGGCAGCCGUGGCGGCAGCCGUCAUGGUCUGGCAGAAAUUCCACAAGCAUAGUCAUUGCGAUCAGGCGCUCGUCUUACUGUACGAAUUUCGACAUGCCUGCGCUACCCCUUUGUAUGUCUUGCGCCACAUCUCGGAGCAUGUGGCUCUUGAAAUGCAGGCCGGUCUCAAUCAGCCUGGAGGCAGUCAGCUCAUGAUGCUCCCCACUUUCAUUGAAAAACUGCCAAAUGGGUGUGAGAAGGGGCUUUUCUAUGCAUUGGAUUUGAGUGGGACCAAUUUUCGCGUGUUGCGAUGCCUUUUAGGUGGGCCUAAUGCGCGAGUGAUAAAACAAGAGUAUGAAGUGGUCGCCAUUCCGCGUGCACUCUUGCUGGGAACAAGCGAGGAGCUCUUCGACUUCAUCGCACAGAGAUUGAUCUCGUUUAUUAAGCUGGAGGGACCGGAGUUUCAGCGGGGACAUAACUGGAAUGGACAUCAAAUUCGUGAAUUAGGGUUGACAAUCUCUUUUCCCAUCUGCCAGACCUCACACAACACGGGCAUUCUCAUCAAGUGGACUGAAGGAUUCAAGAUUGCCGACGGGGUUGGCAAAGAUGUAGUGGCAAUGCUCCAAAGUGCAAUGGACCGGCAGAAAGGAUUUCAGAUUAGGGUGGCUGUGUUGAUUAAUGACACAGUUGGAACAAUGGCGGGUGGGCACUAUUGGAAUGAUGAUGUGAUGGUAGGCGUGAUUCUAGGGACUAACACCAAUGCCUGCUACGUUGAGUGCAACUUGCCCGAGGACAUCCAGACGAAGAGCGGCAAGAUGGUCAAUAUUCCUUUCUACACUCUGCCUGUGAUCUAUAUGGAAUGGGGUAGGUUUUGGUCAUCACACCUCCCACGCACUUACAUUGACGAGCAGCUUGACAAUGAGAGUGUGAAUCCAGGCGAUAGAGGAUUUGAGAAGAUGACAGGGGCCAUGUACUUAGGUGAGAUAGUUCGUCGCGUUCUGGCGAGGAUGGCACAGGAAGCAAAUUUAUUCGGAGACUCCGUACCAACAAAAUUAAAACAACCUUUCAUUUUGUUAACACUGGAGAUGUCCAAAAUGCACGCAGAUGAGUCACCAGAUUUACGAAUUGUGGACAAAGUUUUGAAAGAUGUCUUUGAUAUCAAACGGACCGAGUUGUCAGAGCGGAGGAUUGUGCACAGCGUCUGCGACACAGUGACCAUGCGGGCUGCUCGGCUAGCAGCAGCAUUCAUUGUGGGUAUCUUGAAGAAAAUCGGGCGGGAUGGUUGGGAUGCGACAGGUGUUAGUAGCAGACUAAUGGCAUUACCACGAGACUCGGAGCAUAGAGCCAGGCUCGAAUUGAAGAGGACCGUCGUUGCUAUGGAUGGAAUUCUAUACGAGCAUUAUCACCGCUUUAGAAUCUACAUGCAAGCAGCCGUCUAUGAGUUGUUAAGUGAAGCCGCUGCCAGGAAACUUGUGAUUGAGCUUUCGAAAGAUGGGUCAGGUACUGGAGCCAGUAUUCUUGCUGCUUGUCAUUCAGAGUUUGCUCCCUCUUAUUCAUGAGUUAUGACUGCCGCAUCGAAAUUAAUUGUGUCUUCUUUUUGUGUAAAUAUCCAUCAACGAUUGGUACAACCCCUUUGGCAAUCAAGUGUUGAUUACCCAGGUAGUAUUUUGUUCACAACCUCUUUUUGAACUUUAGAAUGUGAGCUAUCAUCGGUCCAGUACAACAUGAGCAUGGUGCGCAAGGUAUUUGCUCUCCAUGUAAGACUAGUUAUGACUGCCGCAUCGGAAUGAACUGUGUCCUCUUUUUGUGUAAAUAUCCAUCAAUGAUUGGUACAACCUCUUGGGCAACCAAGUGUUGAGUA
This is a messenger RNA of Physcomitrium patens, 2517 nucleotides long. Its product is annotated as hexokinase-1. The record is from RefSeq and is a predicted model, not a curated record. Gene Ontology annotation, biological process: glucose 6-phosphate metabolic process; carbohydrate phosphorylation; intracellular glucose homeostasis. Gene Ontology annotation, cellular component: mitochondrion; cytosol. Lineage: Eukaryota; Viridiplantae; Streptophyta; Bryopsida; Funariales; Funariaceae. Gene Ontology annotation, molecular function: fructokinase activity; glucokinase activity; D-glucose binding.